This is a messenger RNA of Euleptes europaea (tarantolino), 1368 nucleotides long. RefSeq names its product spermatogenesis associated 2 like (gene SPATA2L). The record is from RefSeq and is a predicted model, not a curated record. Bases 1 to 1368 code for a protein of 455 amino acids. Lineage: Eukaryota; Metazoa; Chordata; Lepidosauria; Squamata; Sphaerodactylidae. Gene Ontology annotation, cellular component: cytoplasm. The transcript is spliced from 2 exons.
AUGAGUCCCGGUGCGCUGGUGCAGGAGGAAUACCGGCGCUGCCUGGAGAGGGAUUUCCGCAGAGGCCACACCGGGGUGUGUACGGACUCAUCCCUGAAGCAGAUGCUGUGGCGCCAGCUGUUGGAGGAUCCAGAGCUGCACUGUGCCCUGCAGGGGGAAGACACCUUUGCCAUGCUUGCGGGGGCCCUGCGAGGGCAGCUGGACCUGGGGGUGGCCCUCCGGAAUCUCUGCAGAGCCUUUGAGGUGCUGGAGCUGGCGGCCGUCAACCUUUACUUCUUCCCCUGGCGCAAAGAAUUUAGCACCAUAAAAACCUUCUCUGGCGUCUACGUGCAUGUCCUCCAGGGAGUGCUCUGCGAGGCCGACAUUGCCAAGAGUUUCUACCGGAUGGGGUAUGUCCAGAGAGACAGCCUCCACCUGAUGAUUUCCCAGCUGCCACCAGGGCCCAGCCUGCUCCGCGUUGCUUGCAGCUUCUUUGCGGCCCAGGUGGAGUGCCAGAUCCUGGGCAAGAUCUUGGAGGAGCUGGAGCCUUGUGGAAUCUCCUCUGAAGAGCUGCUGCAGGCACGGAGGGAGGCCAGGGGCGGCCUGGAGGGCUGCGUGGCCAAGCUGCAGAGCCUGCUUCGGUGGCCCAGGGGCAAAGACUUCUGCGUGGAGCCAGCCGACGGGGUUGACCUGUACAGGGAGAGCCCCGAGGGACAGAACCCCUGUGGCGAGCCUCCAGGAUCUAGGCCCCCAACUCAGCAUCAGCCUCCCCGCUACGAGCGCAGCAGCAGCCCCCGGCUGAGGAGCAAAGAGCUGCGUGCGAGGAGCCCCCAGGGCCUGUCGGAGGGCAGGAGCAAGCUGUGGGGCUCUGGACAGGAGCAGCCCUGUGGGAACGGUCUCGUGGCCCCCGAGGGGCCUGAUCUGGAGACCUCCUUCUCCUUUAUCUCCUUGAGGCGGGAGCUCAGCAGGUCGAGCGACACGGAUUAUCCCGCACAGCCGGGAAGCCGGUUCUUGUCCCCCAGUCCCCACUACGAGAGUCCCGGCCCUCAGCCCCACGGCACAGGUAGACCGGCUUCUCCUUCUGCGAGGCAGCUGAGGAGCCCCCAGCUGAGCCCCGUGGGCCUGCGCCGAGCACAAGGGCUGGGCUCGGGGGUGGCAGGCCCGGAGCCCCCCCGCUACCAUCUGCAUUCAUGCCUGCUCCCAGGGGCGCUGCCUUCAUCCUGCUGUGCCAGCUGCCGGUUGCUGCACGACAGUGGCUGCGACAUGGCCCAGCGCUGCCGCAGCUCCCACCAUGUUGAAGAGCUGCAGAGCGAGAAGCAGCAGCGCCUCUGGCUGCAGCGGACAGAGGUGGACAAGCUGUUGCAAGAGGUGGGUGGAGCCAGGCAGUAG